This is a messenger RNA of Naegleria gruberi, 674 nucleotides long. RefSeq lists its product as uncharacterized. The transcript is spliced from 2 exons. NCBI's taxonomy places the organism in Eukaryota, Heterolobosea, Eutetramitea, Acrasida, Naegleriidae. The record is from RefSeq and is a predicted model, not a curated record. The annotation marks the transcript as partial.
GUACCAAUAAUUUGUUGUUGGCAGUUAAAUUCCGUUGUUGCGCGUUUCAUUUUGUGUUGCCGGCAGUCUUGAUUUAAACAAUCACGUGAUAGUAACCAGCACGUUCUUAAACGAUCUUGAAAAAUUUCCGUCCCUAUUGUUGAAAUUUGUAGUGCAAAUAGCUAUACAACAACAAUAUAUAUUACGCAAUUAUAGUUUAAAAUUUAAAUAGUUUGUGUGAAUAGAAUCCCUACUUAUAUUAAAAUGUCAGAGAGUGGUGAAACAAAGAAAAAGUACAACACUGGAGGAUCUUCUAAAAAGUAUUUACCUUCCUUCUUUUCCGAAGCAGACUGCAUUGUUGGUUUGCAUAAUUAUGAUCCCUUUGAUCAACAACCCUUGCUCACACCUGAUGAAGUUGUCAUCUCAACAAAGAAUUUGGUUUUUGAAAAGUACAAUGGAGAGAAUCACUUGUUGAGCUCACUCAAGUAUACAUUGCGUGUGUGCACUGUGAAUUGUGGCUUACCCAAUCUAUGGGUAAAAAUUGAAUUAGUAUGUGGCAAUACCAAUACUCCAAUUUUUUGUGUUAAAAAGGAAAGAAAAGGCAAGAGAGGUAUUAAAGGUAGAUGUUAUCAAGAAUUUGACGUUUCAAAGCACGGAUACAACAAAGCCAAGCUGGAGUUUAGGUUCAGAGAAAC